This is a messenger RNA of Sparassis crispa, 642 nucleotides long. RefSeq names its product Vacuolar protein sorting-associated protein. NCBI's taxonomy places the organism in Eukaryota, Fungi, Basidiomycota, Agaricomycetes, Polyporales, Sparassidaceae. The record is from RefSeq and is a predicted model, not a curated record. Bases 1 to 642 code for a protein of 213 amino acids. The transcript has 3 exons. Gene Ontology annotation, cellular component: endosome; retromer complex. Gene Ontology annotation, biological process: retrograde transport, endosome to Golgi; intracellular protein transport.
AUGGUGCUGGUGCUCGUCAUCGGCGACCUGCACAUCCCGCACAGGGUGCACGACCUCCCGCUCAAGUUCAAGAAGCUCCUCGUCCCGGGCAAGAUCCAGCAGAUCCUCUCCACCGGCAACGUCUGCGACCGCGAGACCUACGACUACCUCCGCACCGUCUCCCCCGACGUCCACAUCGUCCGCGGCGACUACGACGAGAGCGCGUUCCCGCUCAGCGUGACCGUCACCCACGCCCCGAUCCGCAUCGGCGUCGUCCACGGGCACCAGUCCAUCCCCACCGGCGACCUCGACGCCCUCGCCGCCCUCGCCCGCCAGAUGGACGUCGACGUCCUCGUCUCCGGCCACACCCACACCUUCCAGGCCGUCCAGUACGACGGCCGCUUCUUCGUCAACCCCGGCUCCGCAACCGGCGCCUGGCUCGGCUCCCUCAACGCAGACCCGACGCCGUCCUUUGCCCUGAUGGACAUCCAGGGCCCCGUCGUCGUCACCUACGUCUACCAGCUCGUCGACGGCGACGUCCGCGUGGAGAAGAUCGAGUUCCGCAAGGACACCGACGCCGCCGCCGCCGCCACCGCCGCCGCGGCGCCCCGCAGCACCGUCCUCCCCCAGAGCAUCCCCGCCAGCCCCAGCCCCGUGUGGUAG